UCCGCUAUACACGUUUUUUCCUACUGCACUUUCUAUCUCCAUAUUAUUUCUAGCAUUCAUUCCUGUAUUCCUUUAUGUGUAAGAUGAUUCCCGAUGAAAAGAAGCCUGUGCCUUGGGGACUGCCGCCUCUGCGGUCCGAGGUCCUUGCGCGCCAGUCGGCCGAAGCGGCACCAGCGUCGUCGCAGCCUCCAGGCGGCACCACGCACACCACCAGCACGCACAGCGAGCACGCGUCCAUCGACAUGGGUGAAAAGAGAUCGUCCAUCGACCUGAACGAAAAGAAGCCGUUCAUCGACACCCCUCCCUACGAGGAUAUCGGUGAGCCAGCCCUGGCCGUCUCCAGCAACGGUUACACGCCGCUGGCUCCGCGUCCACUGGACAGCAGCGUGCCCGGCAGCUCCAAGCGCCUGAUGGUACUGGCAGGCGGGCUCUUGAUGAUUGGCGGACUAAUCGCAUUCAUCAAGUGCGGAAUGUACGACCCGACGAAGAUAAACCCAGCGACCUUCACGCCGACGACUAUCGGUACAGGCACCGAGACGCUGCUGACGGUCGAGAACCUGCUUGACGCGGGGUUUGACGAAAACAACACGGUUGCGUGGGACCGGCUGGCGGAGAUGACAGACCUGUAUGGGCACCGCAUGACGGGCAGCGACGGAUACGACCGGAGCGCCGAGUGGGUCCUCAAGACAAUCAAGCAGGAGGACACGAAUCUGACGGCCUGGGCCGAGCCUGUGUGGGUCAACCAGUGGGUGCGCGGCAGCGAGUCGCUGCGGCUGUUUGCGCCCACGCGGCCCUCGGGCUUCAUCGACAUCCCCGUGCUCGGACUCGGCAACUCCGUAUCUACCCCACCGCAGGGCAUCGAGGCCAAGAUCAUUCCCGUGCACUCGUUCGAGGAGCUGGCAGCGCUUGGCUCCGACGUGAUCUCGGGCAACAUCGUGCUGUUCAACAUGCACUUUUCAGGAUACGACAGGGUAGUGAAGUUCCGCGGUGGCGGCGCCCAGCAGGCAGCCAAGCUCGGCGCGCUUGCUGUGCUGGUGCAGUCGGCGACGCCUGACUCGUCGGUGGACUCGGUGCAUACGGGCAACUCGAUCCGGGCGUCAAUCCCAGCAGCAUCGGUCUCGCCGGCCGAUGCCGGGCUCAUUGAGCGCAUGUACAGGCGGGCGCUUGCAGGCAAGUCUGCCGACCACGUGUUCCCGCGCGCCAAGCUGGUUAUGAACAACAAGUUCACCGAGUCCUCCAAGCAGUCGUCCAACAUCAUCGUUGACUUCAAGGGCGCCGAGUACCCGGACGAGAUCGUGCUGCUGUCGGGCCACUUUGAUUCGUGGGAUGUCGGCGUCGGUGCUAUGGACGACGGUGCCGGUGCGUUUUUGGCCUGGGAGGCCGCGCGGCUGAUCGCCAAGGAAGGCCGUGCGGCGCGUCGCACGAUCCGCGUCGUCAUGUGGAACAACGAGGAGACGCUGCAGCGCGGCGCCAACGCAUACCUGGAGGCACACAAGGACGAGAUCCACAAGCACCGGUUUGCGUUUGAAAGCGACAUUGGCGUGUUUGAGCCCUGGGGGCUGGCUGUCCAGGCCGACAAGAAGCUGGUCAGCAACCUGGUCAACUACGGCCAGGAUCUCAUCAAGGUCCUGGGCGCUGGCAACAUCACGGUCGUGGAGGAUGCGCCUGGCGAGGACAUUAUGGGUCUGUGCAAUGCCGGCGUGCCGUGCGCGGGUGUGUUAAGCCUGAGCCCCGAGGGCAACCUGACCCCGCUGGAGCCGCACUGGGAGGACCAUUACUUCCGCCACCACCACGCCAACAGCGACCGUAUGGAGGUCAUUGAUGCGGGCCAGCUCAGGCGCAGCGCCGCGGCACUGGCUGCCUGGGCGUAUCUUGUUGCGGACAUGUUCUAAAUCUUUCUUUUAAAUGUAGACCUGCUUCAUGUGCUUUGAAAUGUCAAUCUCCUCUGCGUUGCUCGCGGCUGUCGUUGUCGUCGCCUGUUGCUGUUGCUGCUUUUGGUGCGCCUUGCGUUUCUUGAUCUUGGCCAUUUCCUUGCGCUGCUUCUUCGACUCGGCCUUCUUUUGGCGUGCGGCACCUUUUGUUGGCUUCUUUGACACUUUUUGUGAGUGUUGCUCGUGUUGGUCCUUGUGUUCCUCGGACUCCUCCGACUCCUUUAGUUCUUUUGGCUCGAUUGGCUGAUCCGGACCAUUGUA
This is a messenger RNA of Linderina pennispora, 2192 nucleotides long. RefSeq names its product Zn-dependent exopeptidase. The transcript has a single exon. Lineage: Eukaryota; Fungi; Kickxellomycota; Kickxellomycetes; Kickxellales; Kickxellaceae. Gene Ontology annotation, molecular function: metallodipeptidase activity. Gene Ontology annotation, biological process: proteolysis; peptide catabolic process. The record is from RefSeq and is a predicted model, not a curated record. Bases 75 to 1892 code for a protein of 605 amino acids.